Messenger RNA from Vicia faba (fava bean), 333 nucleotides. The record is from the annotation of a GenBank genome assembly. NCBI's taxonomy places the organism in Eukaryota, Viridiplantae, Streptophyta, Magnoliopsida, Fabales, Fabaceae.
AUGCAGAGCCUACACAGGGUUCCCAAAUUUGUGGUUGUACAGCUUCUUUGUAAGCUCUUCUUCCUCUUCACAGAAAAAAUCGUGUCGCUUCAACCCCCUUCUUCUCAAUCUGCGGCGAUGCUCUUCGUUUUCAUCGAUACACAACGGCGACUACAUCCUUCGUUUUCAUUUCUCAGUCCGUUUCAAUCUCUUCUAACUCUCUCAAUUCAGCCGUUAGCGACACGCUCCGCCACGACCACACAGCCGCUUCUCAUCUUGCCUUCAUUGAUUCAACUCACUUUCUCGAAAAUCCACCCCAAUUGUGAAUGGAAAUUCUUGAUUGUGGAUUCUUGA